Messenger RNA from Neohortaea acidophila, 655 nucleotides. RefSeq lists its product as uncharacterized. NCBI's taxonomy places the organism in Eukaryota, Fungi, Ascomycota, Dothideomycetes, Mycosphaerellales, Teratosphaeriaceae. The transcript has a single exon. The record is from RefSeq and is a predicted model, not a curated record. The coding region runs from base 65 to 619 and encodes 184 amino acids.
CAUAAGGUUUUAAACUUCCAGACUAGUGAAAAGCUGUGUGAGACCGGCCACCGGACGGCACUUCAUGCGCUCAUCAUGGAUGACACCACGCACUGACUGCUCGCCACUCUGUCCAGAGAGCUCCGGGAGGAAGGGAGUUUGCUGUUUGAUGAAGGGCCAGCUCGCUAAGCAUCUGACAGGUCGGACUCGUGGGAUGCUGCUGUGUUCUGUGUUCUGGUGUCCGCAGUCUGCGUCUGCGGCCUACCUUCACCACCGCCACUCAUCAUGCCGUGCCAUCAUGCUUCUUUGCCGUCCAUCCGAACGGUCAACGUCAGCAGCAACUCGGGCCUACUUUUGGCGUCCACCCAGACAAACUCGCAAAAGAUCACCACGAUUAGUGCCCUUUGCGUUUGCCACUCGCCGCUUUUGCAGUAUGCUUGUGUCAUGGCAAUCCGCAUCCGGCGCCCGCUGCUUCGAUUACCGUCGGUGCAUGUACCUACGUAGGCGAAAGCUGCAUCCACUUCGCCGCGUCAUUGGCCCGUUUCAUCCAAACCUCUUCCGAAGCUUGGCCCUCAGGGUACGGCUAGGUGCAUUAGCGGCCAUCUCGCUUUCCUCCAACCGCCCGUGCCCUGUCCCAUGAUGCAUGCAUGUGCUGCGAUGCCUACCGCUCUCCACC